AUUGUUUUGAAUGGGCUGCAGUAAGGCUGUGGCGCACGCGACUCUAUCUAAGCGAUAUAAAGCCACGAGCGCCGCGACGCACGCGCACAGGCGAGGCGCGCGCGCGACGCUCACUUCCUGCUCCGCGUUGCCUUGGCGACCGCGUCACCUACGAUACACUUACGAUACUAAAACGAUCCUAGAACGAUAUAAGACAUAUUAAUAUUUGGAAUUUGUGCUGUGUGUGAAGUGAACUACUAAACAUGGGUGACUGUGAUACCCCUGAUGUGAUGGCGCCGAAGCCUGGUCGGGUGCUGGGCAUGCGGCACGUGAUGGCGUGCCUGAUGUUCCUGGCCACCACCGUCUCCUACGCCACGCGCGUCUCCAUGAGCGUCGGCAUCGUCGCCAUGACCUCCAACAACAGCUACGGACACCCGGUGUUCACCCACUGGACGCGCAGCAUCCAGGACACCAUCCUGUCCUCGUUCUUCUGGGGCUACAUCGUGCUGCAGAUCCCCGCGGGGUACAUCGCCGGCCGCUUCGGGGGCAAGUACCUCAUGCUCAUCUCCAUGGCAACCACCGGCGUCGUCAACCUCCUGCUGCCCAUCGCUGCUAUCAAGGGCGACUACAUGGCGGUGUGCGCGUGCCGCAUCGUGAUGGGGCUGGUGCAGGGCCUGCUGUACCCCAGCCUGCACGGCGUGCUCGGCCACUGGGUGCCCGUCUCCGAGCGCAGCCGCCUCGGCACCUUCGUCUACGCUGGUGCACAGCUGGGCACAAUCGUGGAGCUGCUGACGUCGGGCAUGCUGGCCGCCAGUCCGUGGGGCUGGCCGUCCGUGUUCUACGUGGCCGGCAUCUGCUGCCUCGUGUGGUCCGUGCUGUGGGUCGUGUUCGGAGACUCCACGCCCGGCUCCAGCCGCUGGAUCUCCAAGGAGGAGAGGAACUACAUCGAGCUCAACGCUGGCUCCAACGAAAUUGGACACGAGAAAAUGCCAACUCCUUGGAAAGGUAUCCUGACUUGUCUUCCAUUCUGGGCGAUCUUGCUGGCACACAGCGGUCAGAACUUAGGAUUCUGGACGCUGCUCACCGAGUUACCAUCAUACAUGAAGAAUGUUCUGAAUGUGGACAUUAAAGAGAACGGACAGCUGUCAGCUCUGCCGUACGUCGCCAUGUACAUCCUCAGCUUCUUCUUCAGCUGGCUGGCGGACUUCUUGGUGAACAGGAAGAUCAUCAAACUAGUCACCUCCCGCAGAAUAUUCAACACUAUCGCACAAUGGGGUCCCGCGAUAGCUCUGCUGGGUCUGUCGUACCUGCCGGCCGGCAACCUGUCGCUCGCCGUCAUCAUCCUCACCGUCACUUGCGGCCUCAACGGCGCCCACUACGUCGGGUUCAUGUUGUCCCACAUUGACUUGUCUCCGAACCACGCGAGUACGAUGAUGGGCUUCACCAAUGGCAUCGGAGCGAUCUUCUCGAUCUUAGCUCCCCUGAGUGUCUCCUUCGUUGUUGAAGAUGAGACAAGUGCGGCAGACUGGCGGAAAGUAUUCUUCAUAUCAGUAGCAUUCUACUUCCUGGCCAACUUGUUCUACCUGCUGUUCAUCUCUGCUGACGUACAGCCGUGGAACGAGCCCAAACCUAAACCCCUCGAAGAUGGAGAGAAGAAACCAGCCGAAAAGAGCGCUGAUGAGAAGUCAAAGAACAUGGGCGAGCACAAGUUCUGAACACGCGAGGAGUCGACUGCUAGUCAUAGAUGGUAGAGGAGGGACGGUUGUGAUAGUGCCAGUGCUCGAGUGCACCCUGGACGCGAACAAUAACUUGUUACAUACUUCGACUGUGAUACAUGAGUACAUAGAGGUCGCUUGUACAGCACUGAUAGGUCGUCAAGUGACACACUUUAAAGUAUAUCGAUUCAAUAUUACUGAUGUAAUUUUCACGUGUAAAUAACGUCAUUUUGUUAAGGACCUUUGGAAAAAUAAUAAUAUGAACAUAAACUCACUAACAUCAACAUCAUUAAUGUUAGUGAAAAUAUUUGCUCAAUUAUAUAGAACAUGGUGAAAGUUUCCAGUGGCGUAUCGUACCUAAUUAAAACUUAAUUCUGGAGUCGCGGGCUCGCGUGCCCUCUUCAAAUUAUGACAAAUUGCGUUCGGAGCUGCCUCAAGUUUGUCACAUUCCCUUUUGACAAAUCCAAUUAUACAACGGUAUGUCAUAUUUUAUUUUAUAUACUCGUUUAAUUAGACAUUAUUGAGAUGCUUCCUGAACAACUUGCUUCCAGUAGUUUGUGUCAAGUCAUGGGGAUGUUUGGCUGCAAGUGUAUGCCUGCUCUCGAGUUACUCACCACGGACCAUGGUAUCCAACGAGUCGAGUUGCUCGUUAAGUGAUUACAUCACCUUUUCAUGAUGUAUUUUCUAUGUUUCAUAAAAUGUUCAACAAAAUAAAUAACUCUACGACUAAUAGUUAAAGUAUUUAUGAAUGAAUGCUAUAAAAUAGCGGUAAACAAUGUAUUAAUGUGAAUGACACUGAAUGCAACAAUACCAAAGAGCAUUCUGUACACCGCGCGACCAGUGCCUUCUGUGUGUGUAAUAAUUUAUUUGUAAAUAUUUAUUACUUAAUUAAGCUUCGUUAAAUAAAUGUAUUUGUAAUGAAA
Messenger RNA from Spodoptera frugiperda (fall armyworm), 2617 nucleotides. RefSeq names its product putative inorganic phosphate cotransporter. The transcript has 11 exons. NCBI's taxonomy places the organism in Eukaryota, Metazoa, Arthropoda, Insecta, Lepidoptera, Noctuidae. Gene Ontology annotation, molecular function: transmembrane transporter activity. The record is from RefSeq and is a predicted model, not a curated record. Gene Ontology annotation, biological process: monoatomic anion transport; transmembrane transport. Gene Ontology annotation, cellular component: plasma membrane. Bases 243 to 1694 code for a protein of 483 amino acids.